AUGAUGAACCCUUUCAAGAAGCUCCAGCAGCGCCGGCAGCAGGCGUCGGCGGACCGACCGAAUGGACAGCGUCCGACGCUGCAGUCUCCUGCCGGCAUCACCAUCUCCGUUGCACCACCUCAGCAGCGCAACGAAGCCCUUGCCAACGACGCCUCUGCUGCGGAAAAGGAGCAGAGUCUUGACACCGUGCUGCCCCCUACCUCCGACUAUCGGUGA
Molecule: messenger RNA, 216 nt
Organism: Pseudozyma flocculosa PF-1
Lineage: Eukaryota; Fungi; Basidiomycota; Ustilaginomycetes; Ustilaginales; Ustilaginaceae
Exons: 2
Coding region: 1-216 (71 amino acids)
Source: RefSeq, a predicted model, not a curated record